ACAGCAGCCUUGCUAUACGUAGUAAACAACCGACUGAGAGCACCAUGGAGGUUAUGUACAAAGCCACCUAUCCCUGCGACAAACUGUCUCGCCCUCCUGCAGUUAAAGCUGGAGGAAUGCGUGUAACAAAAAAGCAAGUUAGUGAAAGUGGAGCCCCAGAGAAACAUUUGAAGAAACCUGUUGUAGAAAGGCCAAGCUCCCUUGUGAACAUGACAAACAUACAAGCCAUGAAUCUCUUGACAGGGGCCUUGGAUAAGCUGGGCCAUGAAUUUCCAGCAGAUGCUGCAUACCUUCCUCACCAGAAGCCCCUGCCUACGGUGGAGAAAACUGUCCUACCGAAGAAACUCUACAUUAUUCAACAGCCACGCAGAUUUUAGAUGUGAACUUUAAUUUGCUGUAAUUUUGUAUGGGCUCUUUUCU
Messenger RNA from Pelobates fuscus (common spadefoot toad), 420 nucleotides. It is a transcript of the gene DAPL1, whose product is annotated as death associated protein like 1. NCBI's taxonomy places the organism in Eukaryota, Metazoa, Chordata, Amphibia, Anura, Pelobatidae. The record is from RefSeq and is a predicted model, not a curated record. Gene Ontology annotation, biological process: negative regulation of autophagy; cellular response to amino acid starvation; apoptotic signaling pathway. Bases 45 to 377 code for a protein of 110 amino acids. Gene Ontology annotation, molecular function: death domain binding. The transcript has 4 exons.